This is a messenger RNA of Camponotus floridanus (Florida carpenter ant), 2562 nucleotides long. Its product is annotated as excitatory amino acid transporter. The transcript is spliced from 10 exons. Lineage: Eukaryota; Metazoa; Arthropoda; Insecta; Hymenoptera; Formicidae. The record is from RefSeq and is a predicted model, not a curated record. Gene Ontology annotation, cellular component: plasma membrane. Gene Ontology annotation, biological process: L-glutamate transmembrane transport. Gene Ontology annotation, molecular function: neutral L-amino acid transmembrane transporter activity; L-glutamate transmembrane transporter activity; glutamate:sodium symporter activity. The coding region runs from base 574 to 2214 and encodes 546 amino acids.
AUCCGCGGCGAUACCUAAAGCCUACCGGCAUAUUUAUCCGAUCUCGACAACUGAUCGCAUGCGCGAAAAGCCUUGCGGAUGUCAUUCGCGCCCGCAAUCGACGCAACGGUACAAUGAUCCUGAAUGUAACAGAUCGGGUGUGACCUCCUUUGGGGUCUUACCCCGUCAUCGUUUCCUCAGGACCAGUGUUGGCUCUCGCACGCUCGUGAUAGUUCCCGGUGGUCCGCGCGAAAGCAUUGUGUGUCGCGAUGCGCUAUCAAACGAUUUGCACGUGCUUCGAUAAUCAUUCGCGAAGAGAAGUGUUGGUUUACAGAGUUUAAUUCUGGAAAACGUGAAUAAAAGGAAGUAAAAUAGAAGAUAAGAACAGAGGAUUUUCUAUAAUCAUUCUUACGUGGAAAAAAUUGACAUCGUUAAUAUCUGAAUAAAUCAAGAUGAUUCACGCUAUGGAAAGAUGUAACACAGUCGUGAAAGCUGCGGGAUGAAGAUUCGCAAAAUCUAUCCCGAUAUCCGUCGCGUUACGGAAGGAGACACCUCACAAAAUCUUGAAGUUCCGGUGCCUUUGAAACUCAAAAAAUGUCUUUAGGACAUCGUAUUUCUGGCGCUGUUGCGGUUCUUCGCGGAACCUCGGAGGUCAAGGAGGGUGGCCACAUGUCGUGCACAGAAGAAGAUAUCGAAAAGAUGACAUCGGAAGAAGAAGUCGAGGCGAAAGCACAGCGUAAAGUAACGGCACUUGAUAGAUUACGGGUGGUGAUAAAAUGGAUGAAAAGUAACUUGCUUUUGGCAUUGACCAUCGCUGGAGUUUUGGUGGGUCUAGGUAUUGGGUUUCUAGGGCGAUUAGCCGAUUUCGCACCACAAUCUAUAACUCUCAUCAGUUUUCCAGGAGAGAUCCUUAUGCGGAUGCUCAAGAUGUUUAUCUUGCCACUCAUCAUUUCGUCGCUAAUCUCGGGAAUGGCACAAUUAGACGUUCAAAGAUCAGGAAAGAUAGGGGUCAGAGCGUUAACAUACUAUUCAAUAACAACUAUUCUCGCCGCCAUAGUGGGCAUCGCAAUGGUGCUGAUGAUCCAUCCGGGUGAUCCGCAGAUCAAAACUGCGGUCGCUGCAGUGGUGAAAGCCGAGGAGACGAAAGUCUCUACUAUAGACGCGAUUCUCGAUAUAAUUCGAAACAUGGUGCCGGAGAACCUAGUACAAGCAUGCUUUCAGCAGGUUCAGACUUCCUAUGUGAAAAAAAAGGUGGUCGUAAUCGGCAAUUUGAAUCAGAGUGAGUACAUAGUAGAACCGACCUUGAUUUAUAAGGACGGCACGAACGUGAUGGGCAUGAUUGUGUUCUGCAUUAUCUUUGGCGUGCUCGCGGGUCAGAUAGGACCUCACGGCAAGUUAAUGGUGGACUUCUUCGUGGUUCUAAACGAGAUUAUCAUGAAACUCGUCACGAUCAUCGUGGUCUGGUAUUCUCCGUUCGGAAUUAUGUGUUUGAUAGCUGGAAAAAUUAUGUCUAUUACAAAUCUGGCGGCAACUGCUCAAAUGUUAGGUCUAUACAUGAUAACAGUAAUAUUGGGUUUAAUGAUUCAUGCAAUCAUCACAAUACCGACGAUCUAUUGGUUUAUAACUCGAAAGAAUCCAGCAGUGUUCUUUAGAGGCAUGAUGCAAGCCUGGGUGACUGCGUUGGGUACAGCUUCAAGUGCAGCAACUUUGCCUAUAACUUUUCGUUGUCUCGAAGAAAAUAACAAGAUCGAUCCACGAGUGACGCGUUUCGUCGUGGCAGUUGGUGCUACCGUGAAUAUGGAUGGCACGGCUCUCUAUGAAGCCGUGGCUGCAAUCUUCAUCGCACAAUUGAAUGGAAUCUCAUUAGGAUUCAUGGAAGUCAUUACAGUCAGCCUUACAGCUACCUUGGCAAGUAUCGGAGCUGCAAGCAUUCCCAGUGCUGCAUUGGUCACCAUGCUAUUGGUGCUAACCACCUUGGGUCUCCCUACGAAUGAUGUUUCUCUAUUGUUCGCAAUCGACUGGAUGCUUGAUCGGAUCAGAACUUCAAUCAACGUUCUGGGCGACGGUUAUGGAGCCGGAAUAGUUUAUCAUUUAAGCAAAGCAGAAUUAGAUAAGAUGGACGAGGAACGAAGAUUAGAAGGCUUGGAAAUCGGAAAACCUCUUGAAAUUGCUACUGAAGGCUGCCAACGAGAAGAGACAAUAACACAUGAACAAACAUCCGAGACAAAAAUUUGAAUCUUUGGAUUUUCUCAGCGAAUUCAUGAUGCUAUUUUGUCGUAUGUAAUACGAUUGAUUUUCACUGCCGAAAUCAAGUUUUUCUCGUAAAUUAAAUGUUAAAUUUAACAUAUUUCAGAAUAUAAUUGUAUUAUUUAAAAUAUGUAUAAUUAUUAAGAAUAUUAUAGGUAUGAAUCUCUUAUCUGAUGAUUUAUAUUAAUAUAUGACUUUGUUUUUAUAGUGAACGCUAACAAUUAACAGUAGAGAGCGAAUGAAUUAAAAGUGCUAAACGUUGAAAUAGAAAAUGUGAGCAUGAUAAGUACAAAACUAAGAAAAAAUGUAUCUUAUUUUUUUUCUAGUGUGUGAGAA